AUGGGAGAGUUGCCACUGAUCCACUGGCUAAAUGACACAAUUGCCUGUGCUCUUGGCUUUACUUUGAAUGUUUUCCUUGUCAUCGCCAUAUUAAAGACCUCUACGGACAAAUUCAGAUCCUAUUCUUAUCUUGUUUUGACUGGAGCGGUAUUUGAUAUUAUCUUUUCAACUUUCGAAUGGAUCAGUUUGCAUGUAAGUUGAUUCAAAACGUUGUUGUCAAGAGCGGUGAUUCUGACGGAUAUUGUGAUUUUAGCAACUUCUGAUCAAAAAUGGCAUCAUGUAUGUUAUGCCCCAUGGCUUGGAAUUCAAUUUGUUCAAGUACUUUGGAUAUCACCUAAUGAUUGCGCAUUGUUUUGUGGGAAUGCAUGGAUUGUGGAUAUUGCCGGCUCAUUAUCACUAUCGAUAUGUGAUUAUUACAAAGUGAGGGAUGCCAUAAGAAUUCUUGGCUUCUUUUUUGGCCCCAAAAAAGACCCCCCACAGUUUCGCCUAUCGGACGAGAAAUCUUGUAUCUUUUGCUGAGACCCGAAUACAUAUUUGUUAAAUUUUUUAUCCCAGCAUUUGUUAUCCCAGCCUUUCCAAGUUACUUCAAAAUUCAUUUCAGACCCUCAGCACCAGUCACGGUCCUCCUUCGCAACCUUCUAAUUACGUCAACCACAGCUCUUUGCAUGGGUGCCGUAGCCGUCAUUGGGGUUAAUCAAGCAAUGGCCAGAGGCUUUGACUAUUACUUAUCUCAAAUUGAUGAGGAAUGGUUUGAUCAGAACGGAAAUAGUCACUUUUUAUACGCCAUGGACUUUGUAAGUGGAACUUUGAACGUUCAAACACAAUGUAUAACUAAUGCAACAUCAGAGUCCACAAAGUUCAAUUAAGCCCUCAGGGUUUGCUUAGUAUCGAAAAUAAUUUUUUUAGAGAGAUUCUGGAACUUUGGCCUUUUUCUUUGUCAGCUUUGGAAUAACAACAGUUUGUUUUGGCAUUAGUAUUUACUACGCGUACAAGGCUUGGAAAUUUAUUGUAAAAUCAGGCGGUGAAAGAAGCAAACGGACGACUCGAUUACAAGAACAGUUCACAAAAAGUUUGUUGGCUCAGGUAUAACUUUUUUUAUCAUAAUAACCAAAUGAAACUACAAAAAAAUAACGUGGUAACACAUGUGUGUAUCCAAUUUGAAGUAUUACACAUUUUGUUUUCUUCAUUUUAAAUUACAUUUACAGACCAUAAACGCCGUCAUCUUCGCGGUGAUGCCCAUCUCCGUCAUGUGUCUAUCCAUGCAAUUCAAGCUCAAUUGCAAGUGGUCUGGUCUCUGGGUGAUGUCGGUGAUUAGUUGGUUAGCGGCGGCCAACGCUAUCCUGACCUUGAUUAUCAUCAAAACUUAUCGGAAGUAUGCGCUGAAAGUACUCGGCCUCGAGAGCUUUGCCACAAGAUGGGGAUUGAGCAAGACAGAGAACAGUUUUACCGGGAAACCAUCGAGAACAGCGCCGAUCUCUCAGUUGUCCACGAAUCACAGUGGAUCGCGUCAAGCAACUGACUGA
Molecule: messenger RNA, 1523 nt
Organism: Bursaphelenchus xylophilus (pine wood nematode)
Lineage: Eukaryota; Metazoa; Nematoda; Chromadorea; Rhabditida; Aphelenchoididae
Source: the annotation of a GenBank genome assembly